Molecule: messenger RNA, 2034 nt
Organism: Colletotrichum destructivum
Lineage: Eukaryota; Fungi; Ascomycota; Sordariomycetes; Glomerellales; Glomerellaceae
Product: Putative aromatic amino acid beta-eliminating lyase/threonine aldolase
Exons: 1
Coding region: 777-2000 (407 amino acids)
Biological process (GO): L-threonine catabolic process; glycine biosynthetic process
Cellular component (GO): cytosol
Molecular function (GO): L-allo-threonine aldolase activity
Source: RefSeq, a predicted model, not a curated record
AUCUCACACCGCUCAGCUGACGACAUAGUCUUCAAAACAUCGUCAAAGCCGGAAAGACACGUCGCCCGCCUGCUCAGGUAAGCUUCAAAGAAGUAAUCCCGAAUGCCAACCUCCAAAAGAGGCAAGGACAUGGAAUCCUUGACUCAGCCCCCUCUUCGCCAAACAUUGAUUCCUCGCAGCUUUCGCGAUCUCAGAGGCUCAUCUUCCAGCUUCCAGGCCUGGAAGGAUUGCAGCACCGCUACGCCGGCUGCAUGUGGGACCUGACAUGGUUACAUCGCCAUAAGCACUUGGAGGUCGGCGCGUCGGCGGCCUACCCAAUCGUGACACGCCUUUGAACUCGGGACAGCGACAUGCUGAUUGAGUCCGAGGAUAUGACGAGCACGGGGAGUUGAUUGUGAUAUUCGUCCUGUCAAUUGGUUUGGCCCCUAGACGCCUGCUUCCUCAAGGAUCGUUCAGCUGUGGUUUGAUGUGCGAGGGACACUGGGUGUAAUGUGCCUGAGCUGACUGCAUGAUCUCGCGUGGGAAGAUGGCGGCUUUGUGUGACAGCCUUCCGGUGAACUCUCGGACGACAUGAGGGAAAUUGUUCUGACAUCCCAGACUUCUGUCGACUAAUCCCGCUGGUAUGUAAAGUAGAGUGUUCCCAAGUGCGUGGAUCGCGCGCACAUAACGAUAGAUGCCCUGACCGUGCAUUCUUUUACAGCUUUAGGGGCUUUCAAAUCAUAGACGUUAAUGCCGACGACACUUGUCUGCAAACGGCGGGACCGGACUGAAAUAUCAUGCCUGACAAUGAGCAUAACCCUGUGCUCUGGGGAUCCCCUCAAGGGACUGGUUCGGCGUUUGACUUCAGGAGUAAGUUUGGUUGUGUGUUCCGCACCCCCGCGGUUCUCUCGAUUUCGUCCUCGGCAAUCCUUAGGGCUAGCGUUCUGACUUUGACGGCAGGUGAUGUGAUAACAACUCCCUCACAAGGCAUGUUGCUUGCGAUCGCUCGAACCACGCUUCACGAUGACGUGUACGGCGAGGAUUUGACGACGCGAACCUUUGAAGAGGAGAUGGCAAAGAUAUGCGGGCACGAGAGCGCAGCGUUCGUUCUCUCGGGGACGAUGGCCAACCAGCUUGCACUUCGCUCCCUCCUCCACCAACCUCCCCACGCCAUUCUCGCCGAUGCCAGUGCCCACAUCAUCCACUGGGAAGCGGGAGGGAUCGCACACCUGUCCGGGGCCGUGACCCAGGGGAUCCGUCCACAGAACAGGCUCUACAUUACCCUCGACGAUGUUAAAAAACACGCUGUUAUCACAGAUGACGUACACAAGUGUCCGACACGGGUGAUCAGCAUAGAGAACACUUGCUCAGGGGUGGUAGUGCCUCUGGAGGAGCUGCAAAGAACCAAGGAGUGGGCGUCAGCGCACGGCAUCGCCGUUCAUAUGGACGGGGCACGAUUAUGGGAGGCCGUCUCGGUGGGAGCAGGCGGCCUGGAUGACUUUGGCAGGUGCUGUGAUGUGUUAACACUGGACUUCAGCAAAAAUCUAGGCGCGCCUAUGGGUGCUAUGGUUCUCGGUCCGUCUGAGCUGGUCGGGCGAUUGCGACGGCUGCGCAAGAGCAUCGGCGGCGGUAUGAGACAGGCCGGCGUCCUCGUUGCCGCAGCACGGCAGGCCGUUGUCGAGAACUUUGGACUUGGGCCUCGAGAUUGUCGAGGGGUGCUCGAGACCAGUCGGACCAUGGCAGAAGAGGUUGGACGGAUGUGGGUGAUGAGAGGAGGAACAGUGCUAAAGCCUAUCGAGACCAACAUGGUUUGGCUGGACCUCGGAAGGUGCGGUAUUCAAACAAGCCAGUGGAAUGAGAUCGGGAGACGGCAUGGUAUCAAGCUUGAUGGGAAGAGAGUCGUGCUGCAUCAUCAGAUCAGCGAAUUGGCAAUGAAGCGACUGGGCGCAGUGAUGGACGAGGUGCUAGGUCGCAUUGGACACCCAUUAGUGUCGGGUGCCGUGCCGAAAGCUCGACUGUGAACGCACAUUUUAGAAGGAACUAAGUUGAUGAUGU